Molecule: messenger RNA, 282 nt
Organism: Heterobasidion irregulare TC 32-1
Lineage: Eukaryota; Fungi; Basidiomycota; Agaricomycetes; Russulales; Bondarzewiaceae
Exons: 2
Coding region: 1-282 (93 amino acids)
Biological process (GO): transcription by RNA polymerase II; RNA polymerase II preinitiation complex assembly
Cellular component (GO): transcription factor TFIID complex
Molecular function (GO): protein heterodimerization activity
Source: RefSeq, a predicted model, not a curated record
AUGUUCAGUUUUGGAGAUGAUCGCAAUCCUGCGAACGACACAGUCAACGUGAUGGAAGAGAUCCUCGUCGAGUACAUUGCGGACGUGUGUCAGACGGCGCUUUCAGGUACAAAGAAAUCGCGCCUCUCAAUCGAAGACAUUCGACGAGCCUUGUCUCGACCAGCGGAUGCCAAGAAGCUUGCCAGGAUGGAAGAACUGCUAUUCAUGCAAGAGGAUAUCAAGCGUGCGCGCGCGCAAUUCGACGCCUCGGAGAUCAACCAAACGAGCGCAUACCAAUCUUGA